GCAGGGGCAGAGGUGCCAGCACCCGCCGGGGGACCAGGGCUCAGCGCUAAAGCUGUUGCGUACAGACCACCAGGUGGGCUCGGUGGGUUCUGGGCACGGCCCCCUCUCCAGUGGCACUAAGGAAACCGCCACUGGACAGGCUGGAGGAGGUCGCCAGGGCCGGGGGCUUGGCAGGGCUGUGGACUCACUCACUGCCCCGGCUGGGACAGGACAGGAGAAUGAGGGGCCUCCGCUGGCGUUACACACGGCUGCCCAGCCAGGUGCAGGAUGCUCUGUCUGGGGAGGAGGGUGAGGAAGAGGAGGAAGAAGAGGAGGAAGCAGCCCCAGCCCCAGCUCCUGCUGCUGAAGACCCCCCGGAGCCCCAGCUGACAGCAGCCAGCCAGGUUCUGGGCGCCUCAGAGAUUAGGCAGCUCAGCUUCCACCUCCCCCCGAGAGUCAGUGGACAUCCCUGGAGUCUGGUCUUCUGCACGUCAAGGGACGGCUUCAGCCUGCGGAGCCUGUACCGGCAGAUGGAGGGGCGCAGCGGGCCAGCGCUGUUGGUGCUGCGGGACCAGGAUGGGCAGACCUUUGGAGCCUUCUCCUCCUCAGCUAUCCGACUCAGCAAAGGCUUCUAUGGUACCGGCGAGACAUUCCUCUUCUCCUUUUCCCCGCAGCUGAAGGUCUUUAAGUGGACAGGAAGCAACUCUUUCUUUGUGAAAGGAGACUUGGAUUCACUGAUGAUGGGCAGUGGCAGUGGCCAGUUUGGGCUGUGGUUGGACGGAGACUUGUAUCACGGAGGAAGCUACCCUUGUGCAACCUUCAACAACGAGGUGCUGGCCCGGCAGGAGCAGUUCUGCAUCAAGGAGCUGGAGGCCUGGGUUCUGAGCUGAUGCCCUGCGGGGGGCAGCCUCCUGGGGCCACAGGCACUCAGCCCGCUCGUGGCCGCCGUCCAGGCCUUCCUCACACAGGGCUGCCACGCUGCUGGAAACACGGACGGUAAAGCACCCUGGUGUUGGCUGUGGCCACUGGCCAUCCUCCUUGUGGCCUGGGGACCCAAGACAGGGAAGGGGCAGGCACUGCUUUCUUGCAGACGUGACUCUGAAGGAGUGAAAGAUGCUUACACCUUACCCACAUGGCACAAAGUCUCUCAUGAAAAUGAUCUUUGUAGAAGUUCUACAACUUAUGGAUAUUUAUUGUAGAAAACCAGAAGACAUAAAAAGGAUUUCAUAAUUGCCUAAAAUUCAACCCCUCCCAACCCCUAAUAUUUUCAUGUACAUCCUUCCCAACAAUUUUCCAUGGAGACUGUACAUAUAUAUUCUCUUACAAAAAGGGGAUUGUAAUCUGUAUGGGUGGAAAUUAUUUUAACUUAAAGAAUAUUGUUAAACUUCAGAAAUCCAGGAUCAACCAGUGAAACUAAUAAAGACUCUAGUAGCAUGG
Lemur catta (Ring-tailed lemur) is the source of this 1416-nucleotide messenger RNA. RefSeq names its product TBC/LysM-associated domain containing 2 (gene TLDC2). Bases 219 to 869 code for a protein of 216 amino acids. Lineage: Eukaryota; Metazoa; Chordata; Mammalia; Primates; Lemuridae. The transcript is spliced from 7 exons. The record is from RefSeq and is a predicted model, not a curated record. Gene Ontology annotation, cellular component: nucleus. Gene Ontology annotation, biological process: response to oxidative stress.